UGGCAAGAGCGACGAUUUACAUGUGCACUUUUGGCCAAUCUUUUAAAAUUAUUCCAUUUUAAGUGUCUCUUUUUAAAACAAAAUGACUUAUGCACUGUUUUAAAAUCGAUAUAUUGCUUUGUAUUUUACGAAUUGCAGAAUGAAUCCAGUGCAACCACCGACUCUAUAUACUAUUUGCUUUCAAAAGACUUUAUCUAUUUUGAGGACAGGACUAUGGAACAGAUAUGACACAAAUCCUUUUUCUUAUUUACCAUCCACUAUCGUCAACGAUUUGACGAAGUUUGCGCUAUCUCAACCUUUCCACGAACGACCAAAAAUAACUGAAUUAUGGUAUCUUAUAACGAGUGGCAGACUUACAGAACUGGAUUUAAUCCAUCAUGAUUUGGAGUCAGAUUCUAACAUGUUUCUGAAGAUGAUGUCUGAAAAUGUGUGCAAGAAUUUGCGAUCUUUUUCUAUACCUGCUUGUUUGAGAGACGCUGAUGGUUCAUUAGUAGAAAUUGUUCUUCGUUUCUGUACCAAUCUGGAAGAGGUGCACUCUGCUUUACAGUUUGAUUUAGAUAUUCUUGAAAAUUGUCAUCAGUUACGUAAUCUAAGAUUUCAUCUGCCAAUGAAUCAAAUUGCUGAUAAUUCACUUCGUAAAGUUAUGCUUUCUUCACACGCCUUGAAGACACUUGAGGCCUUUGCUGUGUGCGCUGGAGAGGACAGUUUUCAAUCCAGUAAAUUCGUGGCAAAAGUUCUUCUUGGUUUCCCCAAUUUAAUUUCUGUGGGUCUUGCAGAUUCUUCUCUGCCUUUGAAACUCAUUCUCAAAACACAAAGGAACUCCUUCUCCCUUCAUUUCAAGCUGCGGCGAUGUUUUUGGGGGAUAUCGCAUGACAAUUAUCUACGUGUUGCAAAUACCAAAAAGCUUUCCACUUAUAGGAAAGGAUUCUCUAAAAUAAUCAAAAUGGCCGUCUUAUCUUGCCCAUGUACUGAAGAACUGGUGAUUAAUGUAUUCCAUGAAGAAUGCCUACAACAUUUGUGUCUACUAAAAAAUUUAACUUUUCUGAGCAUUAACUUUAAUUAUUGUGAUAGCGACUAUAUGCCCGCCUGGUUUUCGGUACUAAAGGAAAUAGGUCCACAGCUUAAGCACCUCUCUGUUGAAAAGUCGAGUGAUAUUCAAUUGAAUGUUAUCUGUGAUAACUGUUUUAAUCUAGAAAGUCUUCGAAUUCGUGGAAAAGCAACAAUUGCUGAAGCAACUUCUACCAUCCCGAAUUUACCACAUCUAAGACGCUUACUUUUGAUGUGCAUGAACGAGGGGAGUCUGAUGUAUAUGCUUUCCAGAUGUCCUCUUUUGACAGAAAUGUUCCUAGAUUGUGCUUUGUGCUUAGAUGAUGACCUCCUGUGUAAAAUUCUAAAGCAGAAUCCGUUAUCGGAGCUGAAAGUGGCGGGAAUCCAUGCGUGCAAGCUGUCAAGGAUUGGCUUCCAUUUGUUAUUGGAAAGUGCUGUGAAACUUGAAAAAGUGUCUUUCAGAUCUGUGAAAAUGGAUACUUCCGAUCUAAUCCAUAAACUAAACCCAAAAAUUGUCAAUUAUCCAAUAUUUAACAAAUUGAAAGAUAUUGAGUUUUUUCGACGUAAACUUCAUCCAUGCCGUUUUUAAGGAUAAAUAUUAGGGUGGGUCAAAAAAAAUUCAAAAAUGUUUUUCUCCUGUCAUUAUAACAGGAGGAAGCUGACAAUUGGUGAAAAGCAGGUCAUUAUACCAGGAGAAAACUGGCAAUUGGUGAAAAGCAUAAUGAGAGAAAAUUAUUAAAAUUUAUUGAUAUAUUCUAUACGGUAUGGAGCUUAAAAGUCAUAUAAAGUGGGUGAAAAUCGACUGUUUUUCAUUCAUUUUUAAAACGUAUCUUAUGUCAUUAGCUGUUAUGUACUCAAAAAUUGCAAAACGAAACUCUAAAGACUAGAAUAUUAUUAACCAGCAAAGACCGAUUAUAUAGAAUAGAGAAAAUAAUAAAAUUAAGAGACAUUUAAAGAAAACUCUUCAGCUAUUAAGCACACUUCGUAAACUCCAACCCACUCGAAGGCGUGCGGUUAAAUUAAUGAUUGAGUGCUAAUGGCGAUCACCGAUCACAGUAAAACUUUUUCCGUGGGAGGCACGCUUUUUCGAGGUCCUCCCUAGGUGGAACUCUGUAGUUAUUGAUGAAUCUUGUAAUGUUUAAAUGUUUUGAGAAGGCAUUUUACUCUAUCUUUUUCCAUUUGAUACUAACAUGAGCUUUAUGAACUGCAACUUCGAUUCUGUACUUAUUUUUACAGAUUGUUUCGUAUGAUACUUGGAUGUGAAUAGGAAUAUACUUUUUAGCUUUGGAAAAAAAUAUGUAAUGGAGCCCCCCCCCCUCCACCUCUUAAAAAAAUUCUUUUAGUUUUGUAAAUACGAUUCCCCAACGAAAAAGAAAAAUCGGGAUAUCAAUAUACGAACCAACCUUCCGGUUAGAGAAAUAUAAAUUUUAAAUUUACUUUGCGCCAACGAAAACUCUUGUCAAAUAAAAAAGUGAAUAACUUCACAAUCGAAAUAUUUAAAAUAGCUUCGUCCUAAAAAUUGUAAUUAUAUAUUUUUUUUCUAUCCGAUUGACUUAUUUGCUAUUAAACAUACCUAGUUCUUUGUUGUCAUGAUCAACAUAAUAUUUGCAGCAAAGACAAAGAAAAUUAUUUUUAUUCGUUCACAGAGUUAAUAAGUUUCCAGAAAAGUAACGAAUUGUUUUAAAGGUUUCAAGUAUACGCUUCGGGAUCUGUAUCGUAUUUUAUCUAUAGGGUAGACGGUCUAAAAAUAGCUUUUAUUUUUAUUUUGAGAACUGUAUAUUUUAUUACUAGUCACUUCAAAUGUAUCAGUUGCCAGAAUCGCGUUUGUCAGCUUGAUUUUUUUCUUACCUUCCAUUUCUUUCUUACCUUCUUUUUUUCUUACCUUUUUUUUCUUUCUUACCUUCUUGCCAUUCUUACUUUAUUAACAAGUAAUAUAUCAUUUAAACAUCAUUAGUGAACAAAGAAAACGGCGGCCAAAAUGCGCCAAGAAAAAAAUCGCCAAAUGAUAAAAAUAUACUUAACUGCGUUAUUAUUUAUUAUGACAAAAUUUGAACCUGCGUAUCACAUGUUAUAUUGUUUGAUGAUAUAAAUCGCCAAAUUAGCUACAUUUUUUCUUGGUGCUUUUUGAUUAUCGUUACAACCGACAGGUACCUUUUUUGUUAUACUUAUAUGUUCGAAUUAUUAUGAUUUUUCGAAAGAAUGAUUAUGAUAAUGAUUAAGAAAUCGACGAUUAUGAUAAUGAUUAUCGACGAUUGUGAUAAUGAUUAAGAGAUAAAAUUACAUAUUGAAAUAAUUCCACGUAUUUGUUGUUUACUUUGAGUGGGAAACAUGACUAGGAGUUACGGACCGAUUUUAAGAAAUUAAAUUUUAUUACUUUUAAAAUGUUGAUUAUUCAACAGCUAAUAAAAAGUAACAGUUGGUUGCGAGAAAUUUAAAACUUUUAAAAAUUAAUGAAAAACAGUCAUCUUUUUUCGUUAUUUCUUAAUGACUUUCAGUCCUGAAGUGGAAGGUAUCAAUCAAUUUUAUUUUCUUCAUUAUAUUCCAUAUAAACUAGUAACGUUGUCAUGAUAUUGUGCCAUGAAAAAAUAAAUUGGCUCACUCUAUAGUUGAAGACACUCUUAUUUUUCAGCCUACACUGUUGUACAUAUCUUGUGAAUAUUUAAUGUUGUUUCUUGUAUCUACUUCUUGAGCUUACCGAAUAAAAAUACCAUAAAGUUA
Molecule: messenger RNA, 3765 nt
Organism: Argiope bruennichi
Lineage: Eukaryota; Metazoa; Arthropoda; Arachnida; Araneae; Araneidae
Exons: 2
Coding region: 140-1636 (498 amino acids)
Source: RefSeq, a predicted model, not a curated record